Messenger RNA from Penicillium canariense, 1533 nucleotides. RefSeq lists its product as uncharacterized. The coding region runs from base 1 to 1533 and encodes 510 amino acids. Gene Ontology annotation, cellular component: membrane. Gene Ontology annotation, molecular function: transmembrane transporter activity. The transcript has 6 exons. The record is from RefSeq and is a predicted model, not a curated record. NCBI's taxonomy places the organism in Eukaryota, Fungi, Ascomycota, Eurotiomycetes, Eurotiales, Aspergillaceae. Gene Ontology annotation, biological process: transmembrane transport.
AUGGAGAAGAAUCGUGAUUGUAAAGAUGACGAUGACCAUGUAGCAGCCGAGGAGGUGGAGACUUCUCAAAAGAAUGAGAAGGAUCUUUCAGAGAUAGAGAUAGCCAACUUGACUAUUGAGAACCGAGAUGAGCUCGAGAAGAAGUUGGUUCGGAAACUCGAUACGCGUCUACUUCCUUUGAUGAUGUUGAUUUAUGUUUUGAAUUACCUGGAUCGAAACAACAUUGCGACUGCUCGCCUGGGCACUCUGGAGAAAGACCUUGGGCUACAUGGCAAACAAUACAACACCGUUAUCAGUUUAUUCUUCGUGGGAUAUAUCGUGACCCAGAUCCCAACCAACAUGAUCCUAAACAAGAUGAGACCAUCACUAUUUUUACCCGCUGUGAUGUGCUGCUGGGCGGUUGUCAGCACGUGUACUGGUGCAGUACAGAGCUACCACGGGCUCCUUGGCUUGCGCUUCGUUCUUGGUUUUGUUGAAGCUCCGUUCUUCCCUGGGGCCCUUUUCCUCUUCUCGUCCUGGUACACUAAAAAGGAACUUGCGGCCCGAAUCUCCAUUCUCUAUGUAGCUGCCCAAUUAUCAGGCGCAUUCGGUGGUCUGCUCGGUAGUGCGAUCAUGUCGGGAAUGAACGGAAAGGCAGGCCUGCCAGCGUGGAGAUGGCUCUUUAUUAUCGAGGGUGCCGCAACAUUCCCCAUCGCGGUUCUGGCAAUGUUCAUCCUGCCAGAUUACCCAGCAACCACCAAGUGGCUUACCGACGAGGAACGGACUCUGGCCAUUGCUCGCCUCGCAGAGGAGGCAAAUGAGAGCGAUCAUGAUGAGACACGGAGUAAAUGGGAGGGUCUACGACUUGCAUUCACCGAUCCGGUACUCUAUAUCAUCUGGCUUAUGCAACUGGGGCUAAACACUGCCGCCUCUUUCACCAACUUCUUUCCAACCAUCGUAAAAACCCUGGGCUACGGAACUACUAAUACUUUACUUUUGUCUGCACCACCAUACAUCUUCGCAGCGAUCCUUAGUGUUUCCAAUUCCUUGCACAGCGACCGCGUCAGUGAGCGAUGGCUUCACGUUGUGUGGCCGCAGGUCUUCAGUAGUAUCGGAUUUAUCAUCAGCGCGGUGACCUUGAAUGUGCCGGCACGAUACAUUGCAACCUUCAUGAUGAUGUCGAUCUAUGGGUCCUUCGGGUGCAUUCUUUCAUGGGUGUCCACCUCGUUGCCACGUCCUCGGUCGAAACGUGCCGUUGCUUAUGCAGUGGUAAAUGCUGGUUCCAACUUCGCCUCGAUUUAUGCCAGCUACUUCUAUCCUUCUACGGAAGGUCCAAGAUACUGGCAAGCAAAUGUGGCUAACGUAGCGUUCUCGGGGAUGUGUAUUAUGAUGGCCACCGUGUUGCACUUCACUUUGAGGCGGCGGAAUCGCCGACUGGAAAACGCCACGGAUGCAGAUAUCGCAGCGGGUCGGGACCCUGUUCUGGAAGGCUCAGAAUGUCAUGACUUGGCAACGAAGUGGAAGUGUCAUCCUAACUACCGGUAUACCACCUGA